AUGGCUUCCACUCUCAACUCGACGCCGGCUGCGAACAGCUCAGGCAAUCCCAACAACCCCUCUCAGAACCCUGGAAGACCAACUCUCAGAUCAAGCGCCAACUCCAAGGCAGACGGCCGCCGACAAUCCGGCAGCCCUGGUGACGCUGGUCAACGACGCUCCAACUCCCACAAGGCCUGGUCUCAAGGGACGAACCCCAUCACCCAACGCUCCUCACACGCCUCAUCAAACGGAAACAUGGCGCAGAAGCAGUCUGGUUCCCCUCGCCCGGGCCAGAAGGAAUCCAACACUUUCGACAACCAUGCGCAUGACCGAUUGGUUUUCUUGUUUGCCACUUUCAUUGGUCUGCCUACCACCAUAACUACGAAGAAUGGAGACAAAUAUACCGGCAUUUUCUCGUCCUCAACUCUCGAGGCCAGCGAUUCGUCCUUCCUUUUGAAGAUGGUGCAGCGUGCCUCUCAGGAAAACCAGCCCAAGUCCAACGGCGUGAGCGAUGUGACAACUCCGUAUCUUGGUGCUACUCCGGAACACAGCAUGGCCUUUGAUGUGAAGGACAUCGCAGACAUUUCAGUCCCCAAUGUAUCACCGGCAGAGGUGUCGGCGAAAGAGACAAAUGGUAAGCGCAAAGUCACAAGGCAAUUCCGAUCGAUGAUUGACAUCUUCUCCUUAGGGGCAGCCAAAUUCAGAACCGAUGCUGAUAUCUCGGGUAACCUGGCCAUGCGGGAGCGCACCUUGCAACGCUGGGAGCCCGCUGAACACGAAGUCGAUAUGUCUCUGGAUAGCUCGAUGGGACACACCGCUGGAUGGGACCAGUUCGCAGCGAACGAGAAGCUCUUCGGCGCGAAGACUGACUACGACGAAAACAUUUACACAACUUCGCUCGAUCGCAGCUCUCCUGCUUAUCGUCAACAGGCGGCCUCGGCAGCCAAGAUUGCUGCGGAAAUUGAGGGCGCCAGUGCCGACAAUCCUCACAUGCGUGAGGAGAGAGGUCAAGUCGCGCCCGACACCGGUGAUCAGGAUGAAGAGGAUAAGUAUAGUGGUGUUCGUCGUGAGAAUAAGAUCUUUCCUCCUCUCCUCUCUGGACAGCCAAACAAAUACACCCCACCGGGGCGCCGACAAGCUGGAGCACCUCCAGCUGCUGCCCAGAAACCAGCUACUCCGGCCGCUUCGGCCGCUACUACUCCUCCUGCUACUGUUCAGCCCCCCGUCACCGAGAGUGCUCCAAAGGACCAAGUAUCGACUCAAUCAUCUGCCAGCACUGGAACUGAGCAGAAGUCCACUUCUGCCAAGAUUAGCUCCGACACCCCUGGCACCUCUGUGAAGCAGCGUACUGUUCCCGAGAAUGUCACUGCUAAUGUCGAGACCGAAGUGCUGGAUCACUUCCGCCAGUUUGCCAACAGUGAGAAGAUGAAAAUGCAGGAACGCCGUCGCAACCAAGCCAGCUAUGACCGAACUCUCAAGCUCAAUGAGUUGAUGAAGUUUUCCCAGAACUUCAAGCUGCACACCCCGGUUCCCAAGGACUUGGUUCCCAUUCUAGCCAAGGAUCGCACCAAGCAAGAAUCCAUUAUCAAUCGUGUAUCCGAGGACAAGACCAGCCCGAAGAUCUCUCCUCCAGCCGUCGCCGUCGAGCAGAAGCCACAAGCUGGACGAGGCGGCCCCACUGGAGCUGUGCCCCCAGCCGCUCCCGCAGAUCGCCAAAAUGCUUUCCCCCGGAACCGCCAAGUGUAUGCCCCCACCGGUCCACAUGCGGCUGGAAAUGGAGCUGGAGGCCGAUUCCCUCAGCAGCCCAUGCAGCCCGGUCGUCCUAGUGCCGGUAUGCUCAGCCAUCGCUUAGCGGAUAACCUUCAGCAGCGCAAGGGUGCAGGCAUGGGCCCGGUUCCCACACCCCUACCAAUUCAGGAUGCUCGUGGCCCACCUACCGGUCCUGCAAAUGAGCAGCCUCGAAUCACUAGCCCUGUGAAGAGCCAGGCUCCCACAUCUUCUCUCGCUUCCAAGUUCAAUGUCCGCGCGAUGGAAUUUAAGCCCAAUCCUGCGGCAAGCACCUUCACCCCGGGUGGCCCUCCGAGCGCCGCUCCUGCCGGUCCUGCGAGCAGCACCAACGCGGCUGCCGCCAGUCCUCGACCAUUCUCGCGCAAUCGAUCGGCCUCUCGUGCGACAACUCCAUCUGCAUUCUUCGGCAACAAGAAACCUCUGCCCAUCUCCGAAAGACCUUCCAUCGAUAACCAGUUCAAUCCGAUCAAACGCAUGAAGAAGGAGAGCAGUGAUAAUGCGGAGAAAUCCUACGCAUUCAACGGGAGUAUUCCCCCCCCUUACAAGACGCUCCCAACAUGGGAUCACCCAGACGCGAACCAGGACAAGACUUUUGACCAGAUGUUCAAGCACCCCGGUGGCAUCCAGUCAGUUUCGCCCCAAGGACGGUCUGCCUCGAACAAUCCCCAUCUGCCUCAACAACACCAAAUGCCCUUCCACCCAGGUAUGGCUCCUGCUUCGGGUCCCCCUAACGGACCCCACCUCCAUCAAGGCCCACAUGGCCCCGCGUCUGGCCACAUGGACGAUCAGCAUCGCAUGCAGAUCUCCGCGUCGUCGUCCCAGGUCUUCCCGUCCCCUCGCAUGCAGCAAAGCGGCAUGGGAUAUCCAUCCCCCAUGGGCCCUCAUGCCCAAAUGGCAUUUGGACAACCGGUGCCGGGAUUCUACGGUGCCCCUCAGCCUGGCCACCUGCCCCGAUACCAAGGUGGACCCCAAUUCAUGAACUCGGGCGUCGCUAUGGGAGGAGCCCCAAUGAUGCAACAACCUUCUAACGGUCCCUACAUGGGCGUUCCCCAGGGAAUGUCGCCCUAUAACCCACAGAUGCCGAUGUACUCACCUUCCCCAGGUCACGCUUACCCCCAGCAUGCUCCUCCCCCACAGCCACACAGCGGUUAUCCCAGCCCAAGCCGUGGCGCGCCCAUGAUGAUGCAUCAAAACUCGCAGUCCGGUCAACCUCCGCAGAUGAUGUUCAUGCCGUCCGGUCAACCCGGCCAGCCAGGAUAUGGAGCUCAGCAACCCGGGCACAGUGAGUUCAUCCUUCGCCCUAUCUGGGUUCACGCGGCUUACCCAACCAUCUCAGUGCCCUCAGGUCGUGGCGGUUACGCCCAGCAGCAACCUCACUUUUCCUCCAGUCCACACCAGCCGCAUCAUUUCCCUCCGAAUCAGCACCGAACGCCCAGCAAUGGAUUUAACCAGGUGCCUCAGAUGCCUCCUCAAAUGGCCAACAAUGCGGGUGCCAACGCUGCUGCUGGCUCCCACUCAGCGGAGCCAACGGACGAGGGCAAAUGA
This is a messenger RNA of Penicillium waksmanii, 3315 nucleotides long. RefSeq names its product putative PAB1 binding protein (Pbp1). Bases 1 to 3315 code for a protein of 1104 amino acids. Gene Ontology annotation, cellular component: cytoplasmic stress granule. The record is from RefSeq and is a predicted model, not a curated record. Lineage: Eukaryota; Fungi; Ascomycota; Eurotiomycetes; Eurotiales; Aspergillaceae. The transcript has 3 exons. Gene Ontology annotation, biological process: cytoplasmic stress granule assembly. Gene Ontology annotation, molecular function: RNA binding.